Pocillopora meandrina is the source of this 393-nucleotide messenger RNA. NCBI's taxonomy places the organism in Eukaryota, Metazoa, Cnidaria, Anthozoa, Scleractinia, Pocilloporidae. The record is from the annotation of a GenBank genome assembly.
AUGCGAUCAAUGUACGCUAAUGAAAUACUCAAAUCCACACUGAAAAUUUUUGGAGAAAGUUGGAAACAGAAUUGGGUGACUUAUUGCAAUUUGAAGAUCUCCUGGAUAAUAGAAAGCUUUUUGUUCUACCCCAAAAUCUGUGCAUCUCAAAUCAAGGAAAUUCAGCAAGCUGGCAUGUACUUCCGUGAUGCACUUCUCCCAAAUAUUAGUACGAUAUCAUGGCCUCCGAAACAUGUUGAGCUAUGUGAAAGUGCAGUCAAACUUCCAGAAGAACUAGAUGCGUUUCUAUACACUCUCUUAACUGGGAACACACAUAUCCCAGCAGAAUAUCCCGAUCGCCUCCGCGCUUUGUUGAUUCUUUUGGCCAGGACAUCAUUUACGGAGUUACUCUAG